AGAACCUUCUCACAACAUGCCGCCAGGAGGAUCAUCCGAUAGAUUUUGCGGAGCCGAUUUUUUUGAUGAGUACGAACCCUGCUCCCUUUCCCCGGAAGAAAUCCAGCGACGCCGUGCCCAACAAGACUCCCUCCGGCUUUUCCAGGACACGUUGGAGCAGGUCCGCCAGCUCGCAGAGCAACUCCAGGAGCAGUUCCGACAGGCGACGGAGCAAACCGCACGGAUCCGAGAGGAGCAGAAAAAGAUCCGACGAGCUAUCCGAAGACAGAAAAAGUUGACUCAGAAGCGGCGAAAAAUGCUCGUAGAACGUGAGGUGAAGCGGAGACGGGUCGCGAAGAUGUUCUUUGCCUGCAGAGAACGCCGCCAAGCCUUCCCAGACCUGGCUAAGCAGUAUCUCCAGAGCAUCAGCUGAGCCAUCUGGCAUUAUCAUAAUUAUUAUCUCAAAUCUCUGUAAAAUUGUAUUAUUAUAUGUAGCACAACCCCUGGCUAGUCAAGCCCCCCACCGCAAUAUAUUUAUAUAUUUUUGAAAUUUUUGAAAUUUUUGACUAUAGAAUUUGGAAUCCUAAAUGUAAAUUUUUUGAGCACUGAUGAAUUUAUUUCUAUUUAGAUAAAAUCAGCGAUCAAAAAGAAAAAAACAAUAGAAAAAAGGCAAAAAUAAUAAAGCGAAUUUGAAAUUAUC
Molecule: messenger RNA, 679 nt
Organism: Caenorhabditis elegans
Lineage: Eukaryota; Metazoa; Nematoda; Chromadorea; Rhabditida; Rhabditidae
Gene: W05H7.1
Exons: 3
Coding region: 17-412 (131 amino acids)
Source: RefSeq, marked reviewed